Molecule: messenger RNA, 1933 nt
Organism: Populus trichocarpa (black cottonwood)
Lineage: Eukaryota; Viridiplantae; Streptophyta; Magnoliopsida; Malpighiales; Salicaceae
Product: 7-deoxyloganetin glucosyltransferase
Exons: 4
Coding region: 280-1656 (458 amino acids)
Molecular function (GO): UDP-glycosyltransferase activity
Source: RefSeq, a predicted model, not a curated record
UAUUGCUGUAUGUAAGAGUAGAAUCUCUAAAUUGCACAGAUCGAAGAGCAAGUAGAGAAAGAAGCAUAUGGUUUCAGAUUUCCAUAAUAUCUUUAAGAUUAAAUAUAAAAUAAAUGCUGCCGUAUGCGACUUGAAUUAGAAAUCCUAUAUAAUGAUAUAAAAAAUUAUAAAAAACUGUAGCAGCAAUAGCAUAACUUAACUAUUGCUAUAUGUAAGAGUAGAAUCUCUAAAUUGCAGAGAAUUUGGAGCAAACAGGGAAACGAAGAGUGAGUUAGAGAGAUGGUUUAUAGUGUUCUAGCUGAUCAUAAGCCUCAUGCAGUCUGUCUCCCUAGCCCAUUUCAAAGCCAUAUAAAGUCAAUGCUUAAACUAGCAAAACUACUACAUCACAAAGGUUUUCACAUCACCUUUGUUAACACAGAGUUUAACCAUAAGCGUUUACUUAAAUCUAGAGGUCCUGAUUCCCUGAAAGGUUUGCCCGACUUUCGGUUCGAGUCCGUUCCUGAUGGCCUCCCUCCCUCGGAUGAGAAUGCCACCCAAGAUUUGCCUGGACUCUGUGAAGCUGCCAGUAAGAACUUGUUGGCUCCAUUUCAUGACCUGCUAGACAAGCUGAAUGACACAGCAUCACCUGAUGUCCCCCCUGUGACUUGCAUCGUCUCUGAUGGUUUCAUGCCUGUCGCUAUCACUGCUGCUGAGAUGCUCGGGAUCCCUAUUGAUUUGUUCAUUACUAUCUCUGCUUGCAGCUUCAUGGGGUUUAAACAAUUUCAAGCACUCAAAGAAAAAGGUCUUACACCACUAAAAGACGAGAGUUUUUUAACAAAUGGCUAUCUAGACAGAGUAGUAGACUGGAUUCCAGGAAUGAAAGAUAUACGAUUAAGGGAUCUUCCAAGUUUUAUUCGCACAACAGAUCCAAAUGACUGUCUGUUUAACUUCUGCAUGGAAUCUGUUGAGAGAUCUCCUUCAGGUUCUGCAGUCAUUUUCCAUACUUUUGAUUCUUUGGAGCAAGAAGUCCUGACUUCCCUUUACUCUAUGUUUCCUCGUGUCUACACAAUCGGUCCACUUCAAUUACUUCUCAAUCAAAUUCAAGAAGAUGAUCUAGAUUCUAUUGAUUGUAACCUAUGGAAAGAAGAAGUUGAGUGUCUCCAAUGGCUUGAUUCCAAGAAACCCAACUCAGUAAUUUAUGUGAAUUUUGGUAGCGUAGCAGUGGCUACAAAAGAGCAGCUCGUUGAAUUUGGAAUGGGACUUUCUAAGAGUGGUCACCCGUUUUUAUGGAUAAUACGACCUGACAUGAUCACCGGCGACUCCGCGAUAUUUCCACCAGAAUUCACUGAAGAAACAAAAGAAAGGGGCUUUAUUUGUAGUUGGUGUCCACAAGAGGAAGUUCUCAACCACCCAUCUAUUGGAGGUUUUCUAACACAUUGUGGUUGGGGUUCCACAAUUGAGAGCAUUUCUUCUGGCGUGACUAUGCUUUGUUGGCCGUCCUUCGGUGAUCAGCAAACAAACUGUCGGUAUACAUGCAAUGAGUGGGCAAUUGGAAUGGAGAUUGAUAGCAAUGUGACGAGAGAAAAUGUGGAAAAACAAGUGAGAGAGUUGAUGGAAGGAGAACUGUUAAUUAUUGGAGACAAGCAAGCCCCACCAUGUGCAAGUGGGAUUACCUAAUCUCCCACUUAGCACAUGGUGGAGGACUCCCCCUCACUCCCAUUAAUUGUAUAUUAAUGUACCCCUCCUGUGAUGUGUUUGUGUGUGUAUGAAGAACACAGUGAGCAGCGUGAGAAACACAGAGAGAAGAGAGAACAGAGAAAAAUAGAGAGAACUUGAGAGAGUAGAGUUGAGUUGAGAGAGUUUUAUCUCCUCCUCCUUUGUUUGUAUUGUUUGUAAGCUUCAUUAAUACAAACCAGUAGCUCCGUGGAGUAGGCAAGUUGCCGAACCACGUAAA